Blepharisma stoltei is the source of this 710-nucleotide messenger RNA. Lineage: Eukaryota; Ciliophora; Heterotrichea; Heterotrichida; Blepharismidae. The record is from the annotation of a GenBank genome assembly.
AUGGUAAGAUCUAUUUAGUCGAAUAUCUUCAAUUUCCACGGUGGCUCUAUCCUUGCAAUUAAAGGCAAAAACUGCGUCGCAAUAGCAAUGGACCGCAGGCUUGGCGCUCAAUAUAAAACAGUCAGCACCACUUUCCAGCGUGUUUUCAAGAUGACCGACAAAUGUUUAGCAGGCUUCAUUGGCCUUGGAGGGGAUGUCCAAACAAUAGGCGCAGAUCUUAAAUACAAGCUUAAUCUUUAUGCUUUGAAGGAAAACAGACAAAUUCAGCCCAAAACUUUGUCAUGACUGAUCUCAAAUAUGCUGGUUCCCCUAUUUUUUUUUUCCAAAAUUUCUUUUUAUCCAUUAUUAGGAAAAAUUAUUAAGCAUUAGCCAAUAUGCUAUAUGGCAGAAGAUUUGGCCCAUAUUUCAUAGAGCCUUUAGUAGCUGGGCUAGACGAGAACAACGAACCCUACAUAUCAACGAGCGAUUCAAUUGGGUGCAUGACUGAUGGGGAUAACUUCUUUUGUAUUGGAACUGCGAGCGAGCUGAUGUUGGGCGCUUGUGAAAGUUUUGUUAAGCCUGAUUUAGAGGCAGAAGAACUCUUUGAGGUAGCUUCUCAAUGCUUAUUGUCAGCACUUGAUAGAGACGCAUUUUCAGGGUGGGGUGCUGUGGUUUAUAUCAUUACUCCUGCUGGUAUUACUGCAAGAACAUUAAAGGCUAGGAUGGAUUAA